UGGGCCAAUCGGGGCGCGGGUCACGGCGCAGGCGCGCUGGGGAGGGAGGGCUAUGCUAAUGUUGUUGAUAUCCUGGGGCCACCCGAGUUAAAGGGGGGAAAUCCGGGGGCUGCCGCAGCUGCCACCGGUCUGAGCCCAGCCGGGGGCCCCUAUAAUCGCCGCAGUCCCGGGGAGAGGCGCCUGCCCCCCGCUCGGGGAGGGGGCGCCGCGGGCUCGGGGAGCACGGACAGCCCCUACCCAUGAGGCCCUGAUGGAAAACACAAAGGAUCUGAGUCGGAAGAAACAUUAGAGGUCACCCGCCCCAAGCAGCCGUCCCCUCUGCAGCCUCUGACGAGUGCUCUUCAGGUUCAUACUUAAGGAGUCCUAACUUUCUUCUGAAGAACUGAAAAUCCAUUCAUGUGAAAUAUUUUAUUUUAUCAUACAUCCUUCCUGUGUGACAGAACAUUCUUCACGAUCCCAGAGGAGGAGGAGAGACGCGUUCGGGAUGUUCGACGGCUAUGAUAGCUGCAGUGAGGACACGAGUAGCAGCUCCAGCUCUGAAGAGAGUGAAGAAGAAGUCGCCCCUCUACCCUCCAGCCUCCCCAUCAUCAAGAACAAUGGGCAGGUGUACACGUACCCGGAUGGCAAGUCUGGCAUGGCCACCUGCGAAAUGUGUGGGAUGGUUGGCGUGCGAGAUGCCUUUUACUCUAAGACAAAACGUUUCUGCAGUGUUUCGUGCUCACGAAGUUACUCGUCUAACUCCAAGAAGGCAAGCAUUUUGGCCAGACUUCAGGUAACGGGUAAGCCUCCAACAAAGAAAGCGAAAGUUCUUCAGAAACAACCUUUAGUUGCUAAACUAGCCGCUUACGCUCAGUAUCAAGCUACCUUGCAAAAUCAAGCAAAGACGAAAGCAGCAGUCUCCAUGGAGGGGUUCAGCUGGGGCAACUACAUAAAUAGCAAUAGCUUUCUAGCAGCUCCGGUUACCUGUUUUAAACACGCACCAAUGGGGACCUGCUGGGGUGACAUCUCAGAAAACGUGAGAGUAGAAGUUCCCAAUACAGACUGCAGCCUACCUACCAAAGUCUUCUGGAUUGCUGGAAUUGUAAAAUUAGCAGGUUACAACGCUCUCUUAAGAUAUGAAGGAUUUGAAAACGACUCUGGUCUGGACUUCUGGUGUAAUAUAUGUGGUUCCGAUAUCCAUCCAGUUGGGUGGUGUGCAGCCAGUGGGAAGCCCCUUGUCCCUCCUAGAACUAUUCAGCAUAAAUAUACAAACUGGAAAGCUUUUCUAGUGAAAAGACUUACUGGUGCCAAAACCCUUCCUCCUGACUUCUCACAAAAGGUUUCAGAGAGUAUGCAAUAUCCUUUCAAGCCUUGCAUGAGAGUGGAGGUGGUUGACAAGAGACACCUGUGUCGAACACGAGUGGCAGUGGUGGAAAGUGUCAUCGGAGGGAGAUUGAGACUGGUGUACGAAGAGAGUGAAGACAGGACAGACGACUUCUGGUGCCAUAUGCAUAGCCCCUUAAUCCACCACAUUGGUUGGUCUCGAAGCAUAGGCCAUCGAUUCAAAAGAUCUGAUAUUACAAAGAAACAGGAUGGACAUUUUGAUACACCACCACAUUUAUUUGCUAAGGUGAAAGAAGUAGACCAGAGUGGAGAGUGGUUCAAGGAAGGAAUGAAAUUGGAGGCUAUAGACCCCUUAAAUCUUUCCACGAUAUGUGUUGCGACCAUUAGAAAGGUGCUGGCUGACGGCUACCUGAUGAUCGGGAUCGACGGCUCGGAAGCAGCAGACGGAUCUGACUGGUUCUGUUACCACGCGACCUCCCCUUCCAUUUUCCCUGUUGGUUUCUGUGAAAUUAACAUGAUUGAACUUACCCCGCCCAGAGGUUACACAAAACUUCCUUUUAAAUGGUUUGACUACCUCAGGGAAACUGGCUCCAUUGCAGCACCAGUAAAACUGUUUAAUAAGGAUGUUCCAAAUCACGGAUUCCGUGUAGGAAUGAAAUUAGAAGCAGUAGACCUCAUGGAGCCACGUUUAAUAUGUGUAGCCACAGUAACUCGAAUUAUUCAUCGUCUCUUGAGGAUCCAUUUUGAUGGAUGGGAGGAAGAGUACGAUCAGUGGGUAGACUGUGAGUCCCCUGACCUCUAUCCUGUCGGGUGGUGUCAGUUAACUGGAUACCAGCUGCAGCCUCCAGCGUCGCAGUCAUCAAGAGAAAGCCAGUCCGCUUCAUCAAAACAGAAGAAAAAGGCUAAGUCCCAGCAAUACAAAGGACAUAAGAAAAUGACCACGUUGCAGCUGAAGGAGGAGUUGCUGGAUGGGGAGGAUUAUAACUUCCUCCAGGGAGCGUCUGAUCAGGAAAGCAAUGGUUCUGCCAACUUCUACAUCAAACAAGAGCCCUGAGCCGGCUCAGAAACUGAGGGCGGGAGGGGAAGAAUUUUACACAGAACUGAUUUAUAAUCGAUCCAGCUGUACAGCGGGCUAUUCUACUGGGACAUUUUGCUAAACAGAAAAUUUCAGUUCCAGAUUUUUCAGGUGGGUGGGGAAACUAUUUUAGUCAGGGGGGUAGGGGAAAUUUUUCAAUUUAUAAAGAUGGACAAUUUUUGUGUUGUAUUUGAAGCUUUUGAAAGAAUUUUGUAAUAUUUUCCAAGUUUGGAUUUAUGUGCAUUGUUAACAAGAACUGAAAUUCUAAAUUUUUUGGUAAGAUUAAAGUUUAGGUAGCAGGAUUGAAGGAAAUGAUUUAAGAAGGAUAUAAUUGUAAGUGCAAAUGAACUGUCAUACAAAUGAACCUUUUUGGUACCUGUUGGGAGACUUUUGGAUUUUAGAAGUUAGGCCAGUCACAUCUCCGGCUUCCUCUGCUGCAGAAAUAUGCAACUGAGGCCCUCGCAGAGGGCCCAGCUCCACACAGACCGCGGAAGGGCGUCUGCUCUGCUCGCUGGCAUUUUAUUGCAGCCCAUUUUAAAUGUUUGUACAGAAAUGUUUUUCAUUCUGUGAAAAUUUAUUUGGAGUUCUGUAUGAAACUGGAAGAACUCUGGAUACUUCUAUAUGUUCUCUUUUCAGUCAAAAAUGAUCCUAACACUAAAGUGUUAAACUGGAAUGGUUGGCAAGAUAUACAAGGAUCUCAAUCUCCACGUUGCGGGGUUGGGAAAAUGCAAUAUUGUCCUGAGUUUAUUUUAUUUUUCUUGCUAAAAUAAAAUAGCCCCCGGAAGGGAUUCUGAUCAGUUCUCUGCCAUUUCCCCCAUCCCAUGAGAUAGAAACUGGGUACAACCACACCCCAAAACAGAUGUCACCAAGAGAAUCAAAGUCAGUUACUCAAAGCCAAAAAACUCCAGAUUUCAAAAUCAUUCCAGCUCCACUUCUAGCUGUCCUGAAUUUGUUAGAAAACCAAAUUGAAAGAGGACUUAAUUUCCUUAAAAUUCCACAUACAGAGUAUGAGUUGUCUUUAAUUGUCACCAGAAUUUCUUUUAACAGUAACAAUUGAUUUGGACCAUUACAAACAUUCCCUGUUUUAAAAUUCACAUGGCUUCCUUCAAAAAUAGGAUCCAAGGGUAAAUUGGUGAAAGGUUUGCUCUCGGUGUCUUCUAGUCGUCUACCGCGCAGUGACGGAGAGAGCUCUAGCGUUUACCAGUGAGGUUCAUAACUAAACUCUCAGGAAUUCCCUCAUCUGUUGUAGAAGUGCUUCUGGGUCUUAGCCUGGCCUCCUCAGAGUGCUAUCUGUGGCCAUCCCUUCUGGAAUAUAGGCAGGACAGACUAGGAAUUAAUCAAAAUGAUUAACCUCUACAGUCCUGCAGCCUAUGGAAUGCUUUAAACACUAGAAAAGCCCCAGGAGAACAUUUUAGGUAAGAUUUUUGUUUGAAUUUUCAAAUGCAUAGAACGUUAAAAACCAGCAAUUUAUUUUCUAAAAUACUGCUCUACUUUUGGGAAUAAUAGCAUUGGUAAUACGCACAGGUUUACCUCAUUCUAUGCAAGAGGGGUUAAUAACAUAAGGUUUUGUAGUAGCUACUGGAAGUAAAUCGUGUUGCUUUAUAGUGUAACUAUGUAUGGAAUCGCAUGUCACCAUUUCUGAACACUGACUCUCCGAGGGCGGAACCGCAGAUCCCAUCAACGCAAGUUGAUCCUCAUGUGUCAAAUGUAUGUGACUUCAGCUGUAAAAUUACUGGAUAUUUAUCUUAACAUUGCUGAGAGGGACCUACUGUAAAUGUGACGUCCUCGCGCUUCCCAGACCCUAAGGCCGAGAAGGUUCCGGGCCCAGGUGGAGGGCAGCGGUCUUUAUUCUCAGGCUCCAGCUCCGCAGAUCACACCGAGCACCCCGCUCCUGCACCGUGGGGAUCGGGGCUCUCAGGGGAACCCCAUAAACCAGGAGGACUGGGAUUUGGAGCCAGCCACCCUGGUAAUUAGCUCUGUGAAAUGCUCAUUUGUAGCUGUGUUUCGUAAGCUUCCAAUUCGACAGCAAAGCCAGGCUCCGACCCGCCGGCUCCUCCGGCUCCUGCGCCCGGGACCCUAACGGAAGUGAGGGCGGCGCUGCCCAGGGCUCUGUCUUAGCCAUAACUUCGACCUACAGCUCAGUAGCCCCUUCCCCUCUUACGGUUUCAAAACGUAAAGUACUGCUGACCUUGGGUUUGUUUUCUGUUACUUGUUUUCCUGUUAGGAUUACUUGGGGACUUUGAUAGUUUAAACUUUAACCUUUUCCUUGCUGUGUAUGAGGAUAAAGCUAAAGCUGUUAUCAACUUCUUAUUCUACGGAUACUAACACGGGUUUUCAGUGUUUUGUUUUAUUAUUAAUUUUGCGUGAUGUGAAUACCCUUUCCCGUCAAUAUUUGUAUUAUGGUGCUAUAUAUUUGGUAAUGAUCCUUUAAUAUUGGGAAGGGAUUUUAAAAAUACUGUGAUUAAACUGGGUUUCUUCCUUUGAUUUUCAUAUUUUAAAUAAAGCCACAGUCAUUUAUACAAAGGAUAAGCGUCUGUCCCGAGGCAAAUCUUUUGAGGACAGAAGUCAAAGCAAACUGCAUAAGAUUUUUACAUCAUUUCUGUAUGUAUUUGGUAUAUAGAUCAAUAUCUGUACAAAUUUAAUCUUUUAUUUUCUGGUAACGUGAUCAUUGAGAGAGUGUUUGAAACUUUCUCAUGAAGUGUAUAUAAUGGCGUGAAAACUUCCUUCAGAGAAAUUUAUGUUCCUUUCAUUUUUACCAAACUGCAAAUUUUCAGCAUGGAUGUGAAAAGCAUUAAAAUUAUAACUUUGUGUACAAGAUGAAAUACUUCACUAAAUUUGCCCUUUUUUACACAAAAUAAAAUGAAAGUUAAGCUGUAUGUGAGCAGUUUUCUGA
This is a messenger RNA of Fukomys damarensis (Damara mole-rat), 5291 nucleotides long. RefSeq names its product mbt domain containing 1 (gene Mbtd1). Gene Ontology annotation, molecular function: zinc ion binding. Gene Ontology annotation, cellular component: nucleus. Lineage: Eukaryota; Metazoa; Chordata; Mammalia; Rodentia; Bathyergidae. The record is from RefSeq and is a predicted model, not a curated record. The transcript is spliced from 18 exons. Bases 485 to 2377 code for a protein of 630 amino acids. Gene Ontology annotation, biological process: regulation of DNA-templated transcription.